AUGGAGUCAUUUGGUGCUACACUUCUGCUGCUAGGACUGGUGCUGACCAUCAUGUGGGUGGUGGAACUGUGUGACGGCGCAUGGAGUGCCGAGUUCAUCGCGCACUGCGAGGCAAACGCGGAUGUCGUUUGUCCUGGCAUCUCUGGUGACGAUUGCUUCGGGUGGGAUGACGGUCCCUACCUGGAAUGUGAAUUGGCAUCCCGUCCUAUGCGCCAUAACAGUGCCGCAUUGAGUUCAACGCCUCGUUGUGAAAGUGAUCUCGCAGUUUUCGCUGACGCCCGCACAGGGGGUGAUCCAGGCAGUAUUGGGGUUUUGCCAUGCUCAGCAGACCCUGUGUGGGCGACCUGCUCCUGCGUAAACGUUCACGUGGACAAAAAAGAAAAAAAAAACAAGAACAACACGUGCGCACAAUUUCUGUAG
This is a messenger RNA of Trypanosoma rangeli, 420 nucleotides long. RefSeq lists its product as uncharacterized. The transcript has a single exon. The record is from RefSeq and is a predicted model, not a curated record. Lineage: Eukaryota; Euglenozoa; Kinetoplastea; Trypanosomatida; Trypanosomatidae. Bases 1 to 420 code for a protein of 139 amino acids.